UAUCGUMAAUUAUAUUUUUGGGGAUAUUGGCUAUUUGAUAGCUGAAUUUUUUUUUGUUGCGUUUUCCAUAUAUCACCAACGUGAURUGUGGCAAUAGUUUAGAAGUUGUCAGUGACUCAGUGCAGAGCACAGUGUGAUGAGCUACGUUUGGGAAUACUUUUGGGAAUAGAGUAGAUAUAACACCAGGAUUUUCAUGAAGUGAAGAUGGUGUGGGUUCUACUUUUAGUGGCUUUCCUGAACACUGGAGCGGUCCAGUGUCAGAGAUCCUCGCUGAAAGACAGUAAAAGACUGGACCCAGAGGUCAACAUGAACAUUAGUGAGAUCAUCAGGCAUUGGGGCUACCCGACAGAGGAGCACGACGUCGUCACAGAGGACGGCUACAUCCUGAGUGUCAACCGGAUCCCACACGGUCUGAAGAAAGGUGACGAUCCCAAGCCUGCAGUGUACCUCCAGCAUGGUCUCCUGGCUGCGGGGAGUAACUGGGUGACCAACCUGCCCAACACCAGCCUGGCUUACCUGCUAGCAGACGCUGGCUACGACGUCUGGAUCGGCAACAGCAGGGGAAACACCUGGUCCAGGAGACACAUCACACUCAGCCCUGACCACAACGAGUUCUGGCAGUUCAGUUAUGAUGAGAUGGCAAAGAAGGACCUGCCAGCAGUGGUCAACCACAUUCUGAAGACCACAGGCCAGGAGCAGAUCUACUAUAUCGGCCACUCUCAGGGAACCACUAUUGCUUUUGUUGCAUUCUCUUCCAUGCCUGAGCUGGCAAGCAAAAUCAAGAUGUUCUUCGGCCUGGCUCCAGUGGCCACUGUGGCUUUCUCUGCCAGCCCCAUGAGCAAGCUCUCCAUCUUCCCCGAUUUCCUCAUUUGGGAUGUGUUUGGGAAGAAGGACUUCAUGCCUCAGAGUGCUCUCAUUAAGUGGUUCGCCACCAACGUCUGCAGUAAGAAACCUCUUAGUGAGCUGUGUGGAAACCUCUUCUUCGUCCUCUGUGGCUUCGAUGAGCUGAACCUCAACAUGACUCGCACACCUGUGUACACCUCCCACUGCCCAGCAGGGACCUCAGUCCAGAACAUGAUCCACUGGUCUCAGGCAGUGCAUAGUGGRAAGCUGAUGGCCUAUGACUACGGGAGAGCAGGGAACAUGGCUCACUAUAACCAGUCGACCCCCCCGCUGUACAACAUCCAGGACAUGAAGGUGCCUACGGCCCUGUGGUCCGGAGGUCACGACACCCUGGCUGACCCUAAGGACAUUGCCAUGCUGCUCAACCAGGUCCCCAACCUGGUGUACCACCGCCACAUUGAGCACUGGGAACAUCUGGACUUCAUCUGGGGUCUGGACGCCCCCCAGGAGAUGUACAGUGAGAUAAUCAAACUGAUGAGUCAGCAGGACUUGGUGUGAACAGUGGAUUGACAGGGAGAAAUAUGGACAGUUUUAGCCUCAGCUCUCAG
This is a messenger RNA of Salvelinus sp. IW2-2015, 1451 nucleotides long. RefSeq names its product lipase, gastric (gene lipf). NCBI's taxonomy places the organism in Eukaryota, Metazoa, Chordata, Actinopteri, Salmoniformes, Salmonidae. Gene Ontology annotation, molecular function: hydrolase activity, acting on ester bonds. The record is from RefSeq and is a predicted model, not a curated record.